This is a messenger RNA of Melospiza melodia melodia, 2253 nucleotides long. RefSeq names its product KAT8 regulatory NSL complex subunit 2 (gene KANSL2). The coding region runs from base 46 to 1545 and encodes 499 amino acids. NCBI's taxonomy places the organism in Eukaryota, Metazoa, Chordata, Aves, Passeriformes, Passerellidae. The transcript has 10 exons. Gene Ontology annotation, cellular component: NSL complex. The record is from RefSeq and is a predicted model, not a curated record.
GCGGGCGCACGGCGCGGCAGCACGGAGGCCGCGGCAGCAGAGAGCAUGAACAGGAUCCGCAUUCACGUGUUACCGACCAGCCGGGGCCGCCUGACCCCGGUGCCGCGGCCUCAGGAGCCCCUGGCCUGCUCCUUCAGCCACCGGCCCUGCUCGCAGCCCCGCCUGGAGGGGCAGGAAUUCUGCAUCAAGCACAUCCUCGAGGACAGGAAUGCUCCCUUCAAACAGUGCAGCUACGUGUCCACCAAGAACGGGAAGCGUUGUCCCAAUGCUGCUCCCAAACCUGAGAAGAAGGAUGGCACCUCGUUCUGCGCGGAGCACGCCCGGCGCAACGCGCUGGCACUGCAGGCUCAGGUGAAGAAAUCCAACCCCGGGCCCGUGGGUGAGACCCUGCUGUGCCAGCUGAGCUCCUAUGCCCGGGCAGAGCUGGGCAGCCAGAGCGCCGAGAGCAGCCGCAGCGAGGCCAGCCGCAUCCUGGACGAGGACAGCUGGAGUGACUGUGAGCAGGACCCUGUCACUGUGGAGCAGACGUGGCGUGGGGACCCUGACAGUGAAGCUGACAGCAUUGACAGCGACCAGGAGGAUCCCCUCAAGCAUGCUGGUGUGUACACAGCCGAGGAGGUGGCUCUGAUCAUGAGGGAGAAGCUGAUCCGCCUCCAGUCCCUCUACAUUGACCAGUUCAAGCGGCUCCAGCACCUCCUGAAGGAGAAGAAACGACGGUUCCUGCACAGCAGGAAGGGAGAGCACGAGGCCAUCGGCAGCAGCCUCCUGACAGGCCCAGAGGGGCUGAUGGCCAAGGAGAGGGAGAACCUGAAGAGGCUCAAGUGCCUGCGGCGCUACCGGCAGCGCUACGGGGUGGAGGCUCUGCUGCACCGGCAGCUCCGCGAGCGCCGCGUCCUGGCCACCGACGGCGCGGCCCAGCAGGCUCACACCACCCGCUCCAGCCAGCGCUGCUUGGCCUUUGUGGACGAUGUCAGAUGCUCCAACCCCUCCCUGCCACUGACCAGGCACUGCCUCACACAUAUCUGCCAGGACACCAACCAGAGCCUUUUCAAGCCUUGCCAGGGCUCUGAGGAGGUUCCCUGCAACAAGCCCGUGCCCGUCAGCCUGUCGGAGGAGCCCUGCUGCCCGCUGCACCUGCGGCUGCCCCCCCAGAUGUACGUGCCCGAGCAGGGGCUGGCAGUGCCCCAGGAGCUGGGGGCAGCGCCCUCGGAGCUGUACCUGAGUGCAGCCGAGCUGCAGCCCACCGAGAGCCUGCCCCUGGAGUUCAGUGAUGACCUGGACGUGGUGGGUGAUGGGAUGCAGUGCCCACCUUCCCCUCUGCUCUUCGACCCUUCUGUGAGCCUGGAUCCAGCCCUGAGGGACAUGGCUGAGGCUCCCAUCGACAUCCUGGCCCUGGAGGAGCCUGACAGGGGCAGCUCCUGCUCCCCGCUCAUCCCUGCAGCCCAGGGGCCUGCCCAGCCCCAGCAGCAGCAGCCACAGGGAACGGCCUCGAGCAGCCCAGCCCGAGGAGCCAACGGGAGCCUGGAGCCAGGAGCUGUGGGCUGAGCCUGCUGUGGGACCCUCAGCGUGGGACCUGGAGGGGCUGCAGAGCCUCCAGGAGGAGCUGCAGCUCCAGCUCUGCUGAUUCUGCAGCCACAGAAACCCCAAAAACCCCAGGAUGGGGCUGCAGACCCUCCUGUUCUCCAUGGGGAUGGAGCAACCAGGGGAGGGAAAUCACCAAAUUCUGGGGGACACCUGGGGUGUCAGCAUGGGAUUUAGGGGGGGCUGGAGAGCUGCUGCAGUGCCAGGAGGAGCUGCAGCUCCAGUUCUGCUGAUUCUGCAGCCACAGAAAGCCCAAAAACCCCAUCCAGACCUUCCUGUCCUCCGUGGGGAUGGAGCGGCCACGGGAGGGAAAUCACCAAAUUCUGGGGGACAGAAAUCACCAAAUUCUGGGGGACCCUCACCGUGGGACUUAGGGGUCCUUGAGUCCUUCUCCAGUGCCAGGAGGAGCUGCAGCUCCAGCUCUGCUGAUUCUGCAGCCACAGAAACCCCAAAAACCCCAGGAUGGGGCUGCAGACCCUCCUGUUCUCCAUGGGGAUGGAGCGGCCACGGGAGGGAAAUCACCAAAUUCUGGGUGACAGAAAUGCCCAAAUUCUGGGGGACAGAAAUCACCAAAUUCUGGGGGACCCUCACCGUGGGACUUAGGGGUCCUUGAGUCCUUCUCCAGUGCCAGGAUGAGCUGCUCUGCUGAUUCCUGCAGUCACAGAAACCCCA